This is a messenger RNA of Sitophilus oryzae (rice weevil), 522 nucleotides long. RefSeq lists its product as uncharacterized. NCBI's taxonomy places the organism in Eukaryota, Metazoa, Arthropoda, Insecta, Coleoptera, Curculionidae. The transcript has a single exon. The coding region runs from base 1 to 522 and encodes 173 amino acids. The record is from RefSeq and is a predicted model, not a curated record.
AUGGCAGAUGCAAAAUACAAAUUCAUUUACUGUAACGUAGGAGUAAACGGAAGGACAAGUGAUUGUGGAGUUUUUAGAGAAAGUGGUUUGUUUAAAGCCAUGUCUUCAGGGAAUUUACUCUUUCCACUAAAUAGACCACUGCCUGGACGAAUGUUGGAAGUUCCGUAUGUGAUUGUGGCAGACGAUGCUUUCCCCCUUUCUGCAAGAAUAAUGAAACCUUUUCCAUGUCGUGGGUUAACAUAUGAACAAAAAGUUUUCAACUACAGGCUUUCCAGAGCUCGUCGAAUUAUCGAGAGUGCAUUUGGAAUUUUAGCAAAUAGGUUCAAAAUUCUUUUAAACCCUAUUAAUUUAAACGCAGAAAAAGUUGAAAUUAUUACUUUAGCAUGUGUUGCUCUUCAUAAUUAUCUGGCUACAGAAAAUUGGAAAAAUUACACAGAGAUAUCUCAAGAUAAAAUUAUAGCAAAUUUAUUAGAAAAGCUUCCACAACAAGGAAGUAACAGAAGUGUAGGUCUGCACAAUUAA